This is a messenger RNA of Eublepharis macularius, 1992 nucleotides long. It is a transcript of the gene BFSP1, whose product is annotated as beaded filament structural protein 1. NCBI's taxonomy places the organism in Eukaryota, Metazoa, Chordata, Lepidosauria, Squamata, Eublepharidae. The coding region runs from base 1 to 1992 and encodes 663 amino acids. Gene Ontology annotation, biological process: lens fiber cell development. Gene Ontology annotation, cellular component: intermediate filament; cytoplasm. Gene Ontology annotation, molecular function: structural constituent of eye lens. The record is from RefSeq and is a predicted model, not a curated record. The transcript is spliced from 8 exons.
AUGUACAGGAGCAGUUACCUGCGCGAAGUGCGCAAGGAGAAGUAUGAGCGGUCCGAUGCUUACGAAGAACUGCCGGAAUCACCUGAAUUUGGCAGUCUCGCUCAAGCGCAAGGCCUGGAAAACCUACAAGAGCUCAAUGAACGGUUUGCCAACUACAUCAACCGAGCUCGGGUCCUUGAGCAGCGCAAUGCCAUUUUCCGCAAGCAGCUGGAGACCUUCCAGCGCAUGGAUGAGCUGGCGGGGUUAGAAGAGGCUUUUGCUGCCCAGAUUGAUCUCAACCGCCAGCGUGUUCGUGAACUGGCCGCAGACAGAUCAAAGCUGGAACGUGAAGAAAAAGACGCACAGCGAAUGCUGGAUGAAUUCCGUAACAAGCAUAGAAAUGAAUGUGAGUACCAGCAAAUGCUGAAAGCAACCCUGGAACGGCUUAACAAGGAAGCUGAUGAAGCAUUGUUACGUAAUUUGGAACUGCAGAUUGAGUCACAGUUCCUGCAAGAUGAUAUGAAUGCUACCAAGGACAGAUACAAGAAGAACCUCAUGGAAGUACAAACCUAUGUCAACAUUUUACAACAGAUCGUACAAACAACCCCCCGGGUGUCCACCAUCACAGCUGGAACCAGUGAGGAGAAGCUGCUAACCGAGAGGCGGAUACCCCUCCUGCAGAGCCAGUUAGAGGAAUACAAGAGCAUCCUUGGCCAGCUCCAGGCUCAGAAGGCAAAGUUCCAGACAGAGACAACCAUGCUGGAGCAGGCUAUUAAGAGCACCCAGGAGAGCUAUGAUGAUGAGAUUCAGUUAUACAACGAGCAGAUUGAAACGCUAAGGAAGGGCAUUGAAGAUGCUGAAAGGACCUUGGAAAAAUACACCAAUGACUGCCGCCAACUCUCCAUUUACCGUCAGUCCCUGGAGAAUGAACUGGAGCGCUACAAACGCAUUAUCGAAAAUGAGGACAGCAGGUUGAAUUCUGCCAUCGUUGGAACUCCCGUAACGCUAUUUACACAGAGUUACAAACCCUCUUAUACUCCAGCUCUGGGAGGGAAAGACAUUACCAUGGUCAUACAAGACAUUGCUACUGCAAAGCCAAGACAGAGAAGUCUUCCAAAGAAAAUUUCAAGGAGGAAGGAGAUCACACCUAAAGAGUUUGCUGAUGGGGCCUCAUCCAAACAGCCAUAUGAUCAAAUGCUGGAAGGGUUUGACCUGGAUCAGGUGGAGUUUGGACAUGAAGGCUUGAUGGUAGAAAGAGAACAUGGAAGAGGAGGAGGAGGAGGAGGAGGAGAAGCUGAGCAAGAAAAAACUGCAGAGGAUGUGCCUGACGGAGCACAGAUCAGCAAAGCUUUUGACAAACUGUGCAAUAUAGUGAGAGAGAGAAUCCGGUGCUACCAGAGAUCAGAACCCAAAACCGACGUCUGCGCAAAAGGGCGUUAUGUGCUUGUAACAGGGAAGGGAAGCUAUGAUGACCCCUGCUUCCGCUCUUCACCCCUUCCUUCUGGAGGCGCAAUCACUGUUUCUGAAGAAAAGAUGCCAAGCGGAGUUGGUGUAGAACCCAUCCCAGAGCUACCUGAACCUCUGGAAAGUGACCAAAGUGAACUAGAAGCCCAUGAAACACAGGAGGGGUUCAAGAUGCAGGAAGAUAUUAAAUAUAAGUACAAACCAGAAGACAAAGAGAAAGAAGAUGCAUUUGAAGAGCAGAAAAAAUCUGAAGAAAGAGACGAAGAGCCUGCAAAACCAGCUGGUGUCAUGGAACAAGAGCCAGUUCCCAUUCCAGGUCCAGGUGGUCAAACUGAAGCAGGAAUAGGCAAAGAGCAUGGAAGAGCUGGCGGCCUUUCUUUCAAAGAACCGAGCCCUCCAAGUUCUAUGAGUUAUGAGAAGGUUGAGGUUGUGGAAUCUAUCGAGAAAUUCUCUGACAACAAAAUCCAAACAUAUGAAGAAACAGCUAUGAUUGUGGAGACCAUGAUUGAGAAGACCAGUAAGAAGAAGGCAGGAGAUAAAAGCUGUUGA